AUCUUUAUGACACUGAUUUAGUUGAGUAGCCAAGAGGUGACUGACUGCAACUCUCAGUUUACAGAGGGCGAGGGAAUAAACUGAAAUUAAGAGGGGGAGAGAAUGUCGACCAGAUACCACCAGGCUGCCAUAGAUGGCUAUCAGGAUAUCUUAAAGGAAGCCACUAAAAAGGAUGUUAACACCACAGAUGGGGAUGGAAUGACUCCCACCAUUCUAGCUGCUUACCAUGGGCAUCUGGAUGUCCUUGAGCUUUUGUGCCACAGAGGAGGGGAUCCAGACAAAUGUGACAUCUGGGGAAACACACCCCUGCAUCAUGCGGCUGAAAAAGGGCAUGCAAGCUGCGUUUCCUUCCUAGUCAACUUUGGAGCGAAUAUAUUCGCGCUGGACAACAAAUAUCGUACGCCGCUUGAUGUUGCUGCUAUAAAAGACCGCACCGAGUGUGUCAAAAUUCUGGAUGGAGCAGCAAAUAAACAAACAUCCCUAAACCCUAAAAAGGUAGAAAGACUGAAGGACCAAGCAGUGAAGGACGCUGAUAGGAAAAUCAAGGAAUGUGAGAAAAUUCAAGAUAGGCACCAAAACCAGAUGAGCAAGAAUUAUAAUAAAAGCAAAGGUGGAACAGUUAACUCUUCCAAAGGAACCCUGUCUGGCUCAGUCGGUGCUCGUUUCUCCACACCAUCUACAAUAAGCAGUAUCUCCAAAGGUUUUAAGGACACGUUCCAGCUGAAGUCAAAAAAGAAAAACAAGAACACAAUUGACAGAGAGACAGUGAGUAAUGUCAUUUUUGCCAAUGAUGAAAAUGCCAAUGCUUCACGUCCCAAAGCCAUGGACGUUUUUAAUGAAAAUGAGGAAGAAAAUGAAGGGAAAGAAAAAGAAUCAAUCUUCAAUCGGCCUGGUCUUGGGAAUAUAAUGUUCCGGCGCAAUCUCGCUUCAGGAAUCAGUACUGAUUUUGAUGAUCUGUCAACAGCUAGAAGUGAUAUAGGUUUCCAGCUUCCAAGUGAGCUGUUUACAGAUGAAGCUGAAAAUGGUGAAGAGUCAGAUAAUGAACAAGAAUCGAUCGUGACUUGGAAUGAAGAUGAGAUGGAAUUGGACGAUGAAGGUGAAACGUCUCCUCUUCAGGUCUUUCUGGCAUCUCAUGGUUUGCUAGAAUUAUAUGCUACUCUUAUCAGGGAAAAGAUAGAUUUGGAUGCUCUUAUGCUUUGUUCUAAUGAAGACCUACAAAGCAUUAACAUCGCGCUUGGGCCGAGAAAGAAGGUUCUCAAUGCCAUAGAAAAAAGGAAGAAGAUCAUGGACAAACCAGGAAAAACCACUGAUACUAAAUUAUAAAACUGGUAUGAGCCUUGUGUAUUGCCUGGCCCAAUGCUCAGUCAGAUGGUGGAAUUAUUCCUCCAAUAGUUCUCUCUCCUCAACUGAUUCCCUAAGCUGCAUGCGAAUGAUAGGCAUUUACAUGCCCGGAAAGAGUGUAUGAUAGAAGAACACCGAAGACUUGCAUAGCUUUUAGUGGAAUCAAAAGGCAAGACAUUUCAACUGCUCAACUGCUAUUGUUAAAUUAUUUUGUGUCAGUGGCCAAGAUGUACAAAAGAAAAAACAGAUCCAUUCAUUACUCAAGUUUCCAGAAUCUAUCCUCCGAUGUGAACUACUCCUUCAACAAAUUAUAGUGUAUACAGAAUCAUUUGUAAAGGCCGAAAUAUUUACCAGUCAAUUUAUUAUUAUUAUUUUUGUUAUUAAAAAAUGACCCAAGCCAUAAGACAACAAAAUGUAAAGUAGGUGCCAUAUUGUUUAAAACAAGAGCAAAUGUAUUCAUUGUGCAUUUGGGUGGAACUGAUCACUAGGCCUAAGACGUCCAAGUGCUGUUCUAUGGUUUCAUAUGGUUAUUGUGGUGAUUUAACUAAACCACUGGACUAAUAAACAUUUGUGACUAUACAGAAUUACUGAAAAACUGGCCACAGUCAACAACAAAGAUUUACUGCAUUAAGGACUGACACAGACGAGGUAUGACUUUAUGAUGAGUGGCAGUGAUGGCCAGAAGGGACGAAAAAAACUCAAAAUAAUAAAUAACAUUCUGUUCUUCUUUCAUCUCCUCAAUUUCCAUCAUUAAUUCCCCCAUUCCAGACGUGCCCUUAUUUAAUAAAAUCCAUUCCCAAUCAGGGACCAGUGGUGAGAGCACACAUGGCAAUUUUAUCAUGCAUAUUACCAGUUAUCAUUUGCUCUGCAUAUUUUAUAUAUUUCCAAGUCUAUUUGAAUAUUGCAUCCCAAUACUGUAUGUCUUUAGCAAACCAAAGCCAAUUUGACCUUCACUAUAAUAUACAUAUCUGUUAUGCAUAAUUCAAAAAUGGUUAAAUUGCUUUGAAGAAACUCAUUUUUUUUAAACACCUUUCUGAGCAAUAAAAUUUUAAUCAGCUACA
This is a messenger RNA of Xenopus laevis (African clawed frog), 2402 nucleotides long. It is a transcript of the gene anks4b.L, whose product is annotated as ankyrin repeat and sterile alpha motif domain containing 4B L homeolog. The record is from RefSeq and is a predicted model, not a curated record. The coding region runs from base 103 to 1323 and encodes 406 amino acids. Lineage: Eukaryota; Metazoa; Chordata; Amphibia; Anura; Pipidae. The transcript is spliced from 2 exons. Gene Ontology annotation, cellular component: plasma membrane bounded cell projection.